Rhodofomes roseus is the source of this 904-nucleotide messenger RNA. RefSeq lists its product as uncharacterized. The record is from RefSeq and is a predicted model, not a curated record. The transcript has 7 exons. The coding region runs from base 199 to 774 and encodes 191 amino acids. Lineage: Eukaryota; Fungi; Basidiomycota; Agaricomycetes; Polyporales; Fomitopsidaceae.
ACAUGUUCGCCGUGUUGUCUCUGCCACCGUUGACUCAUCACCUAGUCGGAGAUGGCUUCUGACGAAUACUAAAUAUGACAUUUAGUCUUCCCAGGUCACAAUGAUUUACAGCAUCUAUACUUCCCGGAGUCAGAUGUUCUCAGGCUGCGAAGAUGACAUUACUAUCCGCCCAGAAUGGUGGAAGAUAGGUGAGCUUUCAUGCUGAUGUCAACCCAACGAAAAUCGAUGAUCACCGGGAAUGCAGGGAUCCUCAUAACUCGCGGAAGCACCGUAAUUUCUGACCUCAUAGUCCUGGCUGUGACUGUGUGCCAUGUAGCUCCCAAAUCGUGGUCGUUGUUGAGAGCGGCACGCCGCAGACAGCCAUUUGCACACAUAUUGCUCGGAGAUGGACUCUUGUAUUUUGCGACAUUGACAAUGCUGAGCAUGAUUGAGAUGACGACGGGGAUCGGGUGGUUGAACAUUGUCACCUUCCUCUCGUCGAUGUCGACAGUAUUCGUCUCUCGCUUCAUCUUGGACCUCCGUGCGUGUGCGGCUUUGUCUGUUGUAGAUCUGGGCUCAACAGAGAGCCUCGCCCUCGGGGAGUCCAUAUCGAGCUCAUUGGUCUUCGCGGAGUUCUCUUAUGUCACACCUAUGGAACCCCCGGAUGCGACGCUGGAUGAGCUCGAAGAUGACGGCGAUGCUGACGACGACGAGCGUACGUCCGACAUUGGGUCGGGUUCUUGUCAUGACGAGGCCCUUUCGGAGCGUCGAGGAAUGGAGUCACGGAAAAUAUAGUAGUAGCACGAGGGGGUGCGGCACCAUACUAGAGGCGUCUGCAACCUCUGAGCCGUGCUCGGAUUGAUAGCUAUUCAAGUUGGAUAGAAAAAUUCGAAAUGCUAAAGCUGACCAUUAUUGACACCUAGAA